AUGGCUUGGGGUAACGCCAACGCGUGGAGCGCUCAGGUGGAAGGAGAAAAGAAGGAAGAGGCCGUGGGAUCGGCGUUCCCGACGCUUGGCGACGUGUCAGCGAAGGAGGAAGCGGCGUUUCCGACGCUCGGCGCGGCUGCGGCGAUCAAGGAACCAAAGAAGAAGGCCAAGGGAGUCAAGCUCUCGCUCGCGGAGUUUGCGGGAUCGAGCGUAGGUGGGUCUUCCUACGUGCCGCCGACGCGAUCGGGCGUCAGUGGGUACUCGAGACGCACGGAUGACGUCGUGCUUCCGACGGGACCACGAUCCGACCGACCGGAUGACGACUUUGCCGGCGGCUUGGGCGGCGGAUUCAACCAAAGCGGAGACCGCUACGGUGGUGAUCGCUACGGCGACCGCCAGGGCGAUCGCUACGGCGACCGCCGCGAGGGCGACCGCUACGGCGACCGCCGCGAGGGCGACCGCUACGGUGAUCGAGGUGAUCGAGAAGCUCCUCUGGAGGACCAAGGUCCUUCCCGCGCGGAGAUGAGCUCCAACUGGGGCGCGGACCGCCGUGCGCCGCCACAAGAUGACCGUUACGGCAGCGGACGGGGCGGUGGUGACCGCUACGGCGGUGGUGACCGCUACGGUGGCGGUGACCGCUACGGCGGCGACUACGAAGAUCGUCCUCCUCGCGAGGAACGCAGAGGAUUUGGAGAUUACGUCGAUCGAGCUCCACGCGAACCGCGCGAGGAACUCGGGCCGUCGCGCGCGGACGAAAGCAGUAGUUGGAGUAGAGACAGGAAGCAGUUGCCGGAGCGUGACUCGCGAUAUGAGGACCGUCCUCCUCGCGAGGAACGCGACCGCGAUUGGGGCGCUUUACGCUCGCGCACGAGCGCCGCGGAGCCGCCUGCGGACGAUCGCUACGCCCCUCGCGAGCGACCGAAGUUACAGUUGAAACCGCGAUCGGAGACCGCGACCGCGCCCGCGAGCUCGGGAUCGAACUCCCUGUUCGGCGGCGCCAAACCUGUUGACGUCAAGUACGUCGAGGACAAGCCGCGCGAGCCCGUCCCGGCUCGCAGCGAAGACCGCCCCGAACGCACCACCGAUUCAACAGACUCUUGGGGCUCGCGAGCGCGUGAUCGUACCGAAAGACCCAAGUUUGCGCCGCGCAAGGAGGAAGAGCUCCGCGAGGCGACUCCUGAGGAGCGCGCAGCCCGGCCGAAGCUCAACCUGCAAAAGCGCUCGACUGAAGCCCCCGUGGGCGCCGCAGCGCAGAGCUCGUUGUUCGGUGGCGCCCGCCCGCGUGAGGAGGCGCUCAAAGCGGCCGGUCGUGACCCCGUGGCCGAGGACUUGAAGCGUUCCGUCGGCUCGGUGAAGCGUAAGGAGUUCAAGGAGGAAAAGGAGCUCAAGGCGAAAAUUGAAGAAGCUAAAUCCGCUGGCCAAGACGUCUCCGAGAUGGAGAUCUCCCUCGCCAAGCUCUCCCUCGAGCUCGACGACAAGUUCCGUUUCGCCAAGCCCAAACCCGUCGGUGAGAAGCCCGCCGGUGAGGACAACGGUAAGAAGUCCGCGACGGACGCCAAGCCCGCUCCGCGCGCGCCCAAAGUCGCCGUGGACGAAGCCAAGCCCGUCGUCGCCAAGAACGCCUUCGACGCCCUUGGCGAGGAGUAA
This is a messenger RNA of Ostreococcus tauri, 1647 nucleotides long. Its product is annotated as Plant specific eukaryotic initiation factor 4B. The transcript has 2 exons. Bases 1 to 1647 code for a protein of 548 amino acids. Gene Ontology annotation, molecular function: translation initiation factor activity. The record is from RefSeq and is a predicted model, not a curated record. Lineage: Eukaryota; Viridiplantae; Chlorophyta; Mamiellophyceae; Mamiellales; Bathycoccaceae.